Molecule: messenger RNA, 306 nt
Organism: Saccharomyces mikatae IFO 1815
Lineage: Eukaryota; Fungi; Ascomycota; Saccharomycetes; Saccharomycetales; Saccharomycetaceae
Gene: QCR10
Product: ubiquinol--cytochrome-c reductase subunit 10
Exons: 1
Coding region: 1-306 (101 amino acids)
Biological process (GO): mitochondrial electron transport, ubiquinol to cytochrome c
Source: RefSeq, a predicted model, not a curated record
AUGGCAGUAAGUAACUCAUCAUGUUAUCUAGUGUUUUCUAGGUUAAGACUGAAUAAUAUACUAACACUUACGGUACAGUACACAUCUCAUCUCUCUUCGAAAACCGGUCUACAUUUUGGUAGACUUUCUUUAAGAAGCUUAACUGCAUACGCACCAAACUUGAUGCUAUGGGGUGGAGCCAGCAUGUUUGGCUUAUUUGUGUUCACAGAAGGUUGGCCCAAGUUUCAAGAUGCCUUAUACAAAAAGAUUCCGUUGUUAGGACCUACAUUGGAGGAUCAUACUCCACCAGAAGAUAAGCCUAAUUGA